AUGGAGGUGUCAGGCUACCAGUCCAAGCUGCUGUGUGAGCUCAAUGUGCAGCGGAAGAGAGACUUCUUCUGUGACUGCAGUAUAGUCGUUGAGGGGCGGGUCUUCAAGGCCCAUCGCAACGUCCUAUUCGCCGGCAGCGGCUACUUCCGCGCCCUAUUGGUCCACUACCUACAGGUGAGUUGUUUAUGAAGUUUACCUGGUGCUGAUGCAGAAUACAUAGUUAAGGAGCCUGAGUAUUGUUUUACCUGGUGCUGAUGCAGAAUACAUAGUUAAGGAGCCUGAGUAUUGUUUUACCUGGUGCUGAUGCAGAAUACAUAGUUAAGGAGCCUGAGUAUUGUUUUACCUGGUGCGUUCACUUGUUAAAAAAAAAAGGGAGAUUGAUAAUGGCUAUAGUAACCCAGUUGGCAAAGGCACUCCAAUUUUUUUAAAUGGAAAGGACACUGGUAUGGGUAAACUCUAAUCUCUAAUCUAAGCUUUAAUCUAAACUCUAAUCUAGUUUAUAGCCUGUUUACAGUAUGCCUUACUUCCUUGAAUCGCUCCACCACCCUCCUCAGGACAGCGGUCAGCACCACAGCACGGCCUCUCUGGACAUCGUGACGGCCGAGGCCUUCUCCUCCAUCCUGGACUUCCUGUACUCGGGCCGACUGGACCUGCGCAGCGAGAACGUCAUCGAGGUGAUGUCAGCGGCCAGCUACCUCCAGAUGACUGACGUGGUCUCCUUCUGUAAAGGCUACAUCCGCUCCUCUCUGGAGAUCUACAAUAGGGAUAAUGAGGGGGAGAGAGAGAGAGAAGGGGAGAGAGAAAGAGAGAGGGAGAGAGACAAAGGGAGGGAACGGGAAAAAGAGAGGGAGAGAGAAAGGAGAGGGAGAGAGACAAAGGGAGGGAACGGGAAAAAGAGAGGAAGAGAGAAAAAGAGAGGGAGAGAGAGGGUCCGGCUGACAGUGGAACCCCAGCCUUGCCACCUCCCUCUUCCAGUGCCUCUGUAGCUGUAACUGUUCCUCCGUUGUCACUAGAGGGAGAUGGAGUUACUAAUGUAAAUUCAGAGCCCUCCCCAUCCACUGUCACAGACCCGCCAUCCUCAGCAGCCCUCCCCAGUGUCCCCACGCCCUCCGGCCCCUAGCAGGGACUCGGAGAGCGACGACUGCAGCUCCAGAGGGGAGUUCCCAUCUCAUACUAUCGGGGGCCGGACCCCCCACGGACACAGGGACCACCCGACGAACCCCCUUUCCUCCUCGACCUCUGGGUUGACCUUAGAACUGGUGCUCCCCAAGAUCGAGUACGACCCCGAUGACGAGCCCGAGGAGGGGUCCCCCGAUACCAAAGACCUGCCAUUGUUUAUGGGACCCCCCCUCCACACCCACCACGCAGACCACCUCCAUGACAGGCUGGCGUCCCCCAGCCCUUCCCCCAGCAGCGAGCGCUCCUCCCUGGGCUUCGGGGGCUGCCACGCCAGGCAGUUCGUGGAUGUGCUGUUGAGAGGUGGCUCCAGCCCCCAGAGGGACAGAGGGGAGCAGGGCCUGAUGUUUGCCCAGGGAAUGGGCCUCUGGGGUGGGGGAGGCAGGGUGGAUGAGGGCCUGGGGAUGGGUGGUUCCUCCAUAAUGGAGAUACAGAGCGACUGGUACGGAGAGGACACAGGUAAUUACAUUCAUUUAGUUUUAACUCUAUAAGGCUUUAUAUUAAACUUUACUUUCUUCUUGUUUCUUCCUACAUAUGGCGUUUUUUUCUUACCACUAUCAGGCUUUGACUUUUAGGGGUUUAGGCCUGGGUUUCUUUCUGCUUUCGUGACAAGAAGAUUUGCUUUAAAAAAGACCAUAUAAUAUUGUGACAUUAUAUUAACUUUGUAACAUCGUCCUAAAGGACUAACUCAUUAAUUCUGCAGGUGAUGUCUUUCUUGGUGGUGCCAGUUUGUACUGUAUAGUGAUUGAUUCAUUGUUUGAUUGACUUUUCUCCCCUGCAGGAGAUGGCUUGGUGGUGCCGGUGAAGCUCCAUAAGUGUCCGUUCUGCCCGUACACUGCCAAGCAGAAGGGCAUCCUGAAGAGACACAUCCGCUGUCACACUGGAGAGAGACCCUUCCCCUGUGAGACAUGUGGCAAGAGGUUCACACGCCAGGAGCACCUCCGCAGCCACUCACUCAGCGUAAGAGGGAGGGAGGGAGUGGUGUGUGUGUGUGUGUGUGUGUGUGUGUGUGUGUGUGUGUGUGUGGUGUGUGUGUGUGUGUGUGUGUGUGUGUGUGUGUGUGUGUGUGUGUGUGUUGUGUGUGGUGUGUGUGUGUGUGUGUUGUGUGUGUGUGUGUGCGCGCGUGUGUGAAAAUACAAAAACACUCAGAGACACUGAUCUUUCUAAAUGACCAUCUCUCUGUCUGCCUGUCACUGGGUCUGUCUGUGUUUGCAAGCCAUUUGGGUUCUUCAUAUUGAGGAUACACCAUCGUCAUGUCUGUGUUUGUCAGUCUUGUCCGUGUAAAAAUGUGUUUUAUGUACUUUCUUUGGGGGGGGGGGGGGGGGGGGGGGGGGGGGGGGGGGUUAGAUCAGCUUAUUAUUGCAGAUAGAUUGUGGCUUCUAUCAAUGUAAUUGUUUGCAUCAUUGUCUGCACCAAUCCCCAUAUUUUUGUAUAUAUAUAUAUAUUUUUUUUUUUUUUUUGGUGGGUAUAUUUCCUUCUUUAUAAUUUUCCCCUAACCCUACCACCCCUCCCCUAAUUGGAGUAAACUAAUGGACAACAACACUUAGGCUUCUACUUCCAGAUUAUACAUACUAUAGACAUUUUACAGACACAGUGUAUUUGACAUUAGUUAUCUAUUUAUUGUUUAUCCUUCAGCCUCCCUCAACCCUUCCCAUCUAUCGCUGUAAACCUUCCAGUUUUCACAAAGGUUCUGAACCUUUCUAUUCUCAUAGUUUCUACAGAUUGUAAAUUUUAAAGAUGAUCAUUUUUUUUAUUUAAAAGUAUUAUUAUAAUAUUGAUUAAUUGACAAUGGCUUUGAGUCACCCAGCAGUGCUGUCUGCAGGGUUAGCUCCAGGUAAAUGUUGCAAUUCGUCAGCCAUUCCUGAACCUGCAACCAAAAACAAGCUACAUAUGGACAGUACCAAAACAAAUGAUCUAAUGAUUUUCUUCGCAGCAAAAUCUGCAGAGCUGGGAUGGUUGUAUCCCCCAUAUAUAUAACAUUCUAUUGGUUGCAAUAAUUUGGUAUAAUCAUUUAAAUAGAAAAAAGUUUUGAAUCUGGCGUUGUUUUGUGUAUCAGUUCAUAAACCAUGUGCCAUCGAAUCGGUACAUCGAAAAUCUCCUCCCAACUAUUUUGCAACCUGUACGGUGCAGCUGUACAUUUUCUUUAACCAAUUUGGGUCUUUAAUGCCGACGAACAAGUGAUCUACCUUCUCCCCCUUCCACUUGCCUCCUCCAUUUUUGUGGUAACGCUGCAAUCAUUUUGUUGUAAUAUUUUAUAGAGCAGACAUUUCCAGAUAUUUUUUAGCUGCACGUGUGACAUAACUCCACCAGUCCUAUUUAUGAUAUAAUUUACAAAGAUUAUACCAUUUUUAAAGUUUCUUCUGAAAAUAAUAUUUGUUUUUGUCAAUUAGUAUGUUUAACCAUUUAUAUUUGUAGUAAUAUUUGUUCUGUCUUUUGUGGUGGAUUAAACUGAAAUUGCAACCAACUUUCUAUGGAUUGUUUUUAAAAAAAUAGCGAUAUUUUGGAGAUUUCCUUUUCAAAUAACUGAAAGUGAGAGGUUGUAAUCUGAAUAAAGGGAAAAAGGCCAUUUUUUAAACACGGGGUGAGACAUUCUUACUAAUCUGCUAGAGAACCAGUUCGGAUUUAAAUAUAACUUUUGUAUGACUGAAGCCUUUAGUGAGAGGUUCAAUGCUUUUAAUAAUUUCAGCCCUCCGAAUUCAUAUUCAUUAUAUACUGUAGUCUUUGUGUAUAGAUGUGAGUGUGUGUGUGUGUGUGUGUGUGUGUGUGUACUGAUUGAUGUUGACGUGUCUUUGUCUCUGACACCCAGGUGCACCGCUCCAGUUGGCCCGUGGUAUGUAAGGGGUGCAGGUGUAGCUUCACUGGAGCCCUGUCCAACGGACUCAAACGCUUUGGCCUGUGUGACAACUGUACCUGUGUUAAUACCACGGGCCACGACGACCACUCACCUCCCGCCCACAUCAACCUCAACGGCCAACCAGAGGCCAUGGAACGCGGGGACGGAGACAGUGAUUGGCCCAGGUUCAUGGAUGAUGCUGAUGACAUGGAGGCAGGGGGAGGGAUCAUAGAGGAACUGGGGGAGAAGGGGGAACUAUACAGACGACUGUCAGAGAUCCCAUCCACAGUGGACAUGAAGGAGAGGAGACAAGGAAAGGAAGAAUUGAACUUUCAGACACAGUUUUAAUCCCAUCUUGCCGUCUACCUCCCCCAGUGGUUUAAUAGGGGAACAAUCCAUGUCUGAGACAGAUGUCCAUGUUAACUUUGUAUUGGCUACUAUUUUGGACCAAAAUAACUAUGGUACAGAAUUGCAUGACCGUAAGAGGACUGGGUUUUCCCUAGGAGAAAGACAUCUCUUCUAGUUGACUUGGUCAUGGUGGCACAAUGCACCAGGUGAUGUUAUACCACAGCAGUUUGUUCUCCACGGAAACAGCAGACAUCUUGUCCUCAA
Coregonus sp. 'balchen' is the source of this 4621-nucleotide messenger RNA. NCBI's taxonomy places the organism in Eukaryota, Metazoa, Chordata, Actinopteri, Salmoniformes, Salmonidae. The record is from the annotation of a GenBank genome assembly.